AUGUGCACAGGGCAGAUUCUUUCAUUUGUGACCCUCGGAAACAAAUCCCAUUGUGCGCUGGUCGCAACGGCCAUGCAUCUAAACGGCCGCCUGGGGAGGCUAUCAUCUUGGAACCCUUCUGGCAGGGCGGCUCCGAGACAUGCGCUCGUUGAAUCUCUCGCUGGUCCUAGAAUGGACCAAGUAGACUUGUCGGGUUCACCAUUUGCGGUACACAUUCACCCUCCCGAUUGUGGACAUCCAUUCGAGGCAAGUCGAGGGGUAUUGUGCUACCUCAUUCACUCGAAGCAGUAUCCUCCGUCUCUUGCGUGUUCCGCGGGCGUAGGAAGACACAGAGUCCCCAGCCACAUGCGGGCAAUCUUGCGUUUUCUGAAACAUCUCAUAUGCAUGGAAGAUGCGCCCUCCCGAAAAUUCAGUGCCUGCUGUCAGAUUUUAUUUGGCCGCGAAUGGGAUUGA
Messenger RNA from Periconia digitata, 453 nucleotides. NCBI's taxonomy places the organism in Eukaryota, Fungi, Ascomycota, Dothideomycetes, Pleosporales, Periconiaceae. The record is from the annotation of a GenBank genome assembly.